Carcharodon carcharias (great white shark) is the source of this 4390-nucleotide messenger RNA. Its product is annotated as zinc finger protein 85-like. Gene Ontology annotation, biological process: negative regulation of transcription by RNA polymerase II. Gene Ontology annotation, molecular function: DNA-binding transcription repressor activity, RNA polymerase II-specific. Lineage: Eukaryota; Metazoa; Chordata; Chondrichthyes; Lamniformes; Lamnidae. The record is from RefSeq and is a predicted model, not a curated record. The coding region runs from base 662 to 1777 and encodes 371 amino acids. The transcript is spliced from 2 exons.
UAGCGCCCAGCGUUCGGGAGUUCGAAUCUGAGAAAGCGCGAGACCGAGCGGCUGUCAGGUGGGCGGGGCUGGAAUUGGAGGCGCGCCCCUGUAAAUCCCAGCCCCGGGCGGCGGGAACCAGGAUCGCAGCUGUUUAACUCCCUCGAGGAAAGAUUACUACAAUCGCUAUUAACACGAGGGCAGUUACAUGGAAGAGAAAUUCUUCAAGUGCCAGAAGGAUUGCACCGUAUUACACCAGAGAAUACAGAGUGGAUAGCCACCAUAGAUAGUUCCUGACCAUCAUCCAAGGAACAACUACACAACUGUGGGAAGACAUCCAAUCCCUUCAUAGCAUUGCUCAACAUAGAGAAGAUUGGGCAGUGAAACCAUCAUCUGGAAAUCGGUCGGGUCAGGGGAGCUUUGAUUUAUCAUCAGGUCUGAAACUGGUCAGUGGUGUUCAACUUUCCAUCAGAACCAAUCUUUGCGAAUGUUCGUCUGUGGGUGAUCAGUCAGGGUGAGGCUGGGAAGAAGUGUGAUUGAGCUCCAAGUGUGGUGAGAGCUUCAAUCAUUCAUUGAGCCUCAUAAACCUACAGGUGAGAGGCUGUUCAAGUGUGAGGUGUACGAGGAGGACCCCACAGGUUCAUAAGAUCUAACACACAAGUUGCAUCUGCUAAACAGACAUAUGGAAGAGAAACCAUUAAAAUGUGAGGUGUGUGACCGAGCCUUCACACAGUUAUCAACUCUCGUGAGACAUCAGCGAAUCCACACAGGGGAGACGGCUUUCAAGUGUGAGGUGUGCGACAAAUCAUUGUCAGACGGAUCGCAUCUCCGUGCUCACCGGCGCGUUCACACAGGGGAGAAACCAUUCACAUGCGAUGUGUGCAACAAAUCAUUCUCACAGACAUCAACCCUUCGCAAACACCAGCGCACUCACACAGGGGAGAAACCAUUUGCAUGUGAGGUGUGCAACAAAUCAUUCUCGCAGUCAUCGAACCUCCACACACACCAACGCAUUCACACAGGGGAGAAACCAUUCAGAUGUGAGGUCUGUCAGAAAUCAUUCUCGGAGUCAUCGAACCUUCGUGUACACCUACGCAUCCAUACAGGGGAGAAACCAUUCACAUGCAAGGAUUGUGACAAAGCCUUCACACAGUUAGCUGGCCUCCUGAUCCAUCAGAGAAUCCACACAGGGGAGAAACCCUUCAAAUGUGAAGUUUGUGAUAAAGCUUUCAGAACGUCGACAAAGCUUCUGAUGCACCAGAGCGUUCACACAGGAGAGAAACCGUUUAGGUGUGAGAUUUGUGAGACGUCUUUCACUGAAUCCUCUGAGCUCCUGAGGCAUCAGAGGAUUCACACAGGGGAGAAACCAUUCAAGUGUGAGGUGUGUGACAAAUCAUUCUCGCAGUCAUCAAAUCUCCACAUACACCAGCGCAUUCACACAGGAGAGAAGCCGUUCACAUGCAAGGUGUGCGACAAAUCAUUCUCAUACUCAUCAGCCCUCUGCAAACACCAGGGCAUUCAAAAAAGGGAGAAGCGAUUCACAUGUGAGGUGUGCAACAAAUCAUUCACGCAGUUACCAAGCCUCCGUGUACACCAACGCAUUCACACAGGGGAGAAACCGUUCAUGUGCGAGGUUUGUGACAAAGCAUUCACACAAUUAUCGAGCCUCAGGAGACAUCAGACAAUCCACACAGGUGAGAAACCCUUCAAGUGCGAGGUUUGCGAUAAAGCUUUCACAACAUCCACGAGGCUUUUGAUGCACCAGAGGAUUCACACGGGAGAAACCCUUCAGGCGUGAGGUGUGUAAUUAAGGGCUUUGCACGAUCAUCAGAGCUGGUGAGACACCAACGCAGUCACACAGGGGGAGAAGCUGUUCAUGUGUGAGGUUGUGUAAAAGCCUUCACACAGUUAUUGAGCCUCCUGCAGCAUCAGAUAAUCCACACAGGGGACUAACACUUCAUGAGUGAGGUUUACGAUAAAGCUUUUGUGCAUCUUCGACCCUCCUGAGACACCAGAGGAUUCAGAGGAGAAACUCUUCAGGUGCGAGGUGUGUGACUGGAAUAGAGCUUUAGUCAGCUAAUGGGUUAAAUGAUCUAAAAGUGAUUAUAUUGCAAUAAGGAAUGACGUAAACUAAUCAAGCAGUGUAAACUAAUCACGCGGAGUACCUUUGAAAAGUUUAUAGUUACAACUGCGUCCUGUUAUGUGGUAGAUGAAACAAUGGUGCCCUGAUUAAACCUGCUGAUAUGGUAAUUUAUGUAAUUUUUAUCUAACAUAGUUGUAGUUAAACUGUCUCCUGUCUUAUUGUGAAAUGUACCAUCUGCCUGUAAUUGUAUUACUGCAUUCUCCCUUUGAUCGUGCUAACCAUGACAUAACUCUGAUUUCCUGAUGUACAGACCUCAUAUGGUAUGAAUUUCCUGUUAUGAGCGGUAUAAACAACACUGGAUUCUCUGUUUAGGGUAGUAGGCUGAAUAGGAACCACAGGUGGUGUCCUGAGCAGCCUACUCCCAAACAUGCUUGAAUAAAUAUAGUUUUGCUUCUAACAAGAACUGCCAUGGUAAAUACCUUAGAUAUAGGUGUGUUGCAAACAGAGAUUGACGAACUAAAGACCCAUAUGAAACAGAUAGUUCAGGAACAAUAUAAUGUCCAAGGAGAAUCAGCCCACACUAGCAAGCAAUUAAAUGUCCUUAUCCAGGAAGGGUUAAAACGCCUGAAGCCAGUAACAAAUACAAUAAAUGCACUGAUAGAGCAGGAGGAAGGUGAGGAAACGAACGAAACAAGGGAUGCUGUAUGCAUCUUGUAUGGGUCUUGGAUGCUGGCUCAGUUGGACAAAAAUUUACUACAACUUAAAACCCAUCAAGUACCAGAUUGGAUAGAGAAAGGGCUUUACAGAAAUGGACAGGAUCCCCCUUGACGAAUGUUAAGGAUGUCUCCCUAACAACCCGCAUUCCUCACUGUGCUAAGAAUAAUGCAAAGAGAGAGAGAAUUUUAGGAAUGAUUUUGCAUAUACCAAAAACUAAGGAUAAUACUUUAAGAUCACGAUUAUAUAGAAUUGAGAAUAUAGGCUGGGUAAAAGAAAAAGUGUGGCUAACAAUACCAGAAGCACCCAAAUGGGCGGUGGUGACAGAAAACAUUACAAAGGGAUUACAGAGAGACAGAUGCCAGAAGAUGGAGGACUUAUGGCUGUGUCCAGACUAUGCCCUUAUGAAUGAGAGGAUGUGUGGGCUGCAUCACUGGAAAGAUUGUAAGAUACAAGUUAACCCCACCAAACAUAACGGGUAACACUUUGUUAAGACACAUAAUGCAACUCAUUAUUAUGCAGUAACUACAAAUUUGACUUACCUGGUACAAAAUAAAAUGUGUGUUCCACCAAGCUACAAUGUGAUUAUUAAAAACCCUAAGGAACAAUUGACCUUUGGGAGCAAUAGCAUAGACCCACUAACAAAGGAUAUAGAAAUAGAAGCCAACAUUGUAAGGGUGGAUAAUGAUGCUGAAAUACCUACAUUUAUGCCAAAUCCACUGCCUACCAUCCCACCUCUGAAUGUUCCGGAUUGGGAACAAUUGAUAAGGGAAGCGAAACAUAUAAGUCACCAAUGGAGUGAAUUGGAACAAAAGAUUAAGUCAGAACAGGACAAAGCAGAAGAACUCUUGAGAGCAGGAUCAUGGUGGGAGAGAAUAUGGAACUGGGGUAUGAAUGUAAAUGUACACCCUGAGUUGAGAAUAUUUUCCCAUGUCCUACUAAUCCUCCAAGCAUUGGUUGUAGUCAUUUUAAUCAUCCUUGUGAUUGUCUUAAAGAAAAAGAUUAAUGCCUGGACAGUAAACCGACUUAAGAAAGACUUGUCCUUGUUAGAGGUUAAUACCCACCGGUCUGAAUGUGACAGACUAUAAGGAUUGUCCUUUAAAGGACAAAAGGGAGGAAAUGUGGAAUAGAGCUUUAGUCAGCUGAAGUGUCUAAUGGGUUAAAUGAUCUAAAAGUGAUUAUAUUGCAGUAAUGAAUGAUGUAAACAAAUGAAGCAGUGUAAAUUAAUCACGCGGAGUAUCUUUGAAAAGUUUGUGGUUACAACUGCGUCUUGUUAUGUGCUAGACGAAACAGUGGUGCCCAGAUUAAAUCUGCUAAUGUGGUAAUUUAUGUAAUCUUUAACUACAUAGUUGUAGUUAAACUGUCUCCUGUCUUAUUGUGAAAUGUACCAUCUGCCUGUAAUUGUAUUACUGCACUCGCUCUAUGUACGUGCUAACCAUGACAUAACUGUGAUUUCCUGAUGUACAGACCUUAUAUGGUAUGAAUUUCCUGUUACGAGUGUUAUAAACGACGCUGGAUUCUCUGUUUAGGGUAGUAGACUGACUAGGAGCCAUGGGUGGUGUCCUGAGCAGCCUACUCCCAAGCAUGCUUGAAUAAAUAUAGUUUUGCUUCUAA